AUGUCGGCCGGUCUCUAUGUCGAGGAAUACAAUGGCACCAUCCCAACGGGUGGUGACUCGCUCACCGAGGACUUGAAUGUCUACUAUGAGAGCGGUGAUUUCGCUUGGAUCAUGACAUCCUCUGCACUCGUGCUUCUCAUGAUUCCCGGUGUCGGGUUCUUCUACUCGGGUCUUGCUCGUCGCAAGUCUGCCCUUUCUCUGAUAUGGCUAUCGAUGAUGUCGGUGGCCCUGAUCAUGUUCCAAUGGUUCUUCUGGGGCUAUAGUUUGGCUUUUACACACACCGGAAACAACCCCUUCAUCGGUAACCUCGACAACUUUGGCCUCAAGGACACCCUUGCAGCCCCCUCGGUUGGUAGCUCAAAGGUCCCGGAUAUUCUCUUUUGUCUUUUCCAGGGCAUGUUCGCUGCCAUCACCCCUGCUCUCGCCAUUGGUGCUGCCGUUGAUCGUGCCCGCAUGCUUCCUUGCAUUGUGUUCAUGUUCAUCUGGUCUACCAUCGUUUACGAUCCCAUUGCUUACUGGACAUGGAACUCGACUGGUUGGUCCUUCAUCAUGGGUGGUCUCGAUUUCGCCGGUGGCACACCCGUCCACAUUUCCUCGGGUGCUGCCGCUCUCGCCUACUCUCUUAUGCUCGGCAAGCGAACUGGCUACUCCAAGGCUGCUGGUCUUCCUUACCGACCUCACAAUGUGACUCACGUCAUUCUCGGCACUGUGUUCCUGUGGGUAGGCUGGUUUGGUUUCAACGGCGGCUCUGCCCUUGCCGCUAACCUGCGUGCCGUUAUGGCCUGCAUGGUCACUCACAUUGCUGCCUCAGUCGGUGGCAUCACCUGGUCCAUUCUCGACUACCGUCUGGAGAAGAAGUGGUCUGCCGUUGGUUUCUGCUCUGGUGCUGUCGCCGGCCUUGUUGCCAUUACCCCUGGCUCUGGUUACGUUGCUCCCUGGGCUGCUGUUGUCUUCGGUGUGGUUGGUGGUGUUGGAUGCAAUCUUGCCACCAAGCUCAAGUUCUUGAUUGGCAUUGACGAUGCUCUUGAUAUCUUUGCUGUUCACGGCAUUGGUGGUAUCCUCGGCAACAUUUGCACUGCCUUCUUUGCUGCCGAUUACAUUACUCACCUCGAUGGCUUCAGCGUCAUCCCUGGUGGCUGGGUCAACCACAACUGGAUCCAGCUCGGCUAUCAGCUUGCCGACUCCGUCGCCGGCUUUUCGUACUCGUUCGUUAUGACUUGCCUGAUCCUGUUCCUCAUGAACUUGGUUCCUGGCUUGAGCCUUCGCGUUAGCCCCGAGGAGGAGGAGAUUGGUCUCGAUGAUGGCCAGCUUGGAGAGUUUGCCUACGACUACGUUGAGCUCCAGCGUCACACCAGUGAUAUCAGUGCGGGCGAGUCCUUCACUGCCGAGCACCACAGCCAGACUCUCAAGAAUGGCGAGAAGAGCCCUACCGAAACCGUCUAA
Molecule: messenger RNA, 1443 nt
Organism: Pestalotiopsis fici W106-1
Lineage: Eukaryota; Fungi; Ascomycota; Sordariomycetes; Amphisphaeriales; Sporocadaceae
Product: Ammonium transporter 1
Exons: 4
Coding region: 1-1443 (480 amino acids)
Biological process (GO): ammonium transmembrane transport
Cellular component (GO): plasma membrane
Molecular function (GO): ammonium channel activity
Source: RefSeq, a predicted model, not a curated record